AUGGACAUCCAGGUGAAGGCUGGGUCCUGGAUUGCAGAUGUGCAGAGGCAGGCGGGCGCCACCAUCUACAUCACUCUGGCGCUGGUGACCACCUUCCUCAUCGCCCGGCUGAUCGCUUCGUGGAGCGAUUAUUUCAAGCAGAAGCUGCUUAAGCAAAUAUAUAAGCCUAAGGAGUCUUAA
Molecule: messenger RNA, 180 nt
Organism: Penicillium canariense
Lineage: Eukaryota; Fungi; Ascomycota; Eurotiomycetes; Eurotiales; Aspergillaceae
Exons: 1
Coding region: 1-180 (59 amino acids)
Source: RefSeq, a predicted model, not a curated record